Apis dorsata (giant honeybee) is the source of this 2510-nucleotide messenger RNA. Its product is annotated as diacylglycerol O-acyltransferase 1-like. The record is from RefSeq and is a predicted model, not a curated record. Gene Ontology annotation, molecular function: diacylglycerol O-acyltransferase activity. Gene Ontology annotation, biological process: triglyceride biosynthetic process. Bases 1 to 630 code for a protein of 209 amino acids. Gene Ontology annotation, cellular component: endoplasmic reticulum membrane. Lineage: Eukaryota; Metazoa; Arthropoda; Insecta; Hymenoptera; Apidae. The transcript is spliced from 4 exons.
AUGGGAGCACGUCACGUAGUAUUUACUGCAGCAGCAGCAGACAGGGUCUCGAAGCGAAAGAAUUUUUAUAUUCCUUUUUCUUUUUGCCGCUUCAAAAAUAUAAUUUCGUAUUUUUUCCCGCAGAUACCGAAUCAUCUGGUCUGGCUAUGUUUCUUCUACUUGAUGUUCCACUCGCUUCUGAAUCUGGUCGGUGAACUGUUGCAUUUCGCCGAUCGAAAUUUCUAUUGCGAUUGGUGGAACGCGCACAACAUCGACAUCUUCUGGAGGACGUGGAAUAUGCCCGUGCAUCGAUGGGCUGUGCGCCACUUGUACAUUCCCAUCAUAGAGAUGGGCUACAAGAAGAAUACCGCAUCUGUCACCGUGUUCUUCAUCAGCGCCUUUUUCCACGAGUACCUCGUCAGCGUGCCGCUCAAGACGUUCAAAACGUGGGCGUUCCUCGGUAUGAUGGGACAGAUACCAUUAUCAAUGAUAAGUAAGAAGGUGGAGAAGCACUGGGGCGCCAGAUGGGGCAAUAUCACGGUGUGGGCGAGUCUCAUUAUCGGACAACCACUUUGCAUAAUGAUGUAUUACCACGAUUACGUGAUAACUCACUUCGGCGAGAACUUGAUCGAGGAUUACUCCGUGGUGUAGGUAGAGGAAUCGAACUCGAGGCGAACGAGUUCACGCAGAGGUCUGGAAGAAGAGAUUCUCCGGGCAAACUCGCCACUCUUCCAUCAAUUUUUUCCCUUCUCCUUUUCUCUUCCGCCAUCUUUACCUCUGUGACUCGUGUAUAAUCUAUUUUUCAACCGACGUUUACGCGAAUCCUUCCACUUUUUUUUCUUUUUUUUCUUUUUUUUUUUUUUUUUUCUUUUAUUCUCAUUCCAACGAUGGAUGAAAGUCGGUCACGUGUUCGUAUCGCGAGCAUAUUCGUUCCUAAGUAUUACGCGUUUAUCCAUUUCGGUUUAUUUCUUCUUCCAGUAGGAAUUAUAUAUCGUAUAGAUUUUUUUUUUAAAAAAAGUCGAAAUUUCCUAUUUCAAGAUACAAAUUUCACGUUCAUUCAUAUGUAUAUAGGGUAAUUUGUAAAACUUCUAUUAAAUUUAAUACUGGUAAUUCCAGGGUUAAUUCUGGUAAAUGUACAGUAUAGCGUGUGUACAGACUUUGAACGUUUUCUCUUAAUUUAUUUACUUCUGUUAAAUGGAAGGAAUUGUCGUAAAACGUACUAACAUAAAUAAGUUCGUGUAGGUUGAAUUAAAAUUGAAUAAAUCUACUAACAUGAUACAUCGAUAGAAGAGAUCAUAUAUUUCUGGCACGUAAAUCCAGAAUAAGCUCUGCGUGCAUCAUAAAAUUUUACAAAUAAUUCUCCGUUUCUCUUUCUCUGCGAAAAGUUGCAGAUAUAAUUCCUACUGGAUCGUAUCACGAACGUCAGUUGUUCGAUAUUCGAUCGAAUUUCCUUGAACAAAAAAAAAAAAAAAAGAAAAAAAAAAGAAAAGAAGAUUUUUGCACGAGGCGAUUAACAAUCUCGAUGAAAAACUCAAUCGCUAGAUUGCGGAUAUUUAUGCAAUUAUUAAAUUCCAGAUAUGGAAAUGAAAGGGAAAUAUGCUUCGCUUAAAAAAUAUGUAUUUUCGAUAUUUUGUACAUUUUUCACAACUUUUUUAACAAAUGCAUAAACUUUCGCAGUCUACAUCGUAUAUAUCUACACGAUAUAUCACUCGUUCUUUUCCCUCGUAUACGCGUGAGUGGUGGUGGUGGUGGUGGUGGUGGUGGUGGUGAUGUUUGUUGAUGAAUUGUUGCUAUUGUAAGCCGUUGAAAUAUUCACCCAUUCGGUCAUUUUUAUGCACGUUUUAGCCGAUAAGAAUUGUUAAUCACUUUGAUACCAGCGUUUUACAUAGAUUUCUCACGCGGCUCGUUGAACGAACGCUCGAUCAUCCCCGUCCAUCCACGAAGAUCGCCGAUCCUUUAUACGAACCGUCGAAACAAUGAGAUUGUCACGCAUCGAGGGGUGGAGGGGAGGGGAGGAGGACACUUUACUCUGCCGUUAACGCGCGUUAUAUACACAUAUAUAAGAUGUAUUUAAUCGAAACGAUUUUUUACAUAUGAUCACGAGCGUAAAACCCUUGUCACAUACACCCCCCUCCCUCCACUUUUACGAACAACGCGCGCCUCGAAAGCGCGAAACGCUUUGAUAUUAUGCGUGCAUCGAGACAAUAACUCNNNCUCACUAUAUUUUUUUUCUUUUUUUUUUUUUUCUUUUUAUCUGACGAUGCUUUAUAGCAGGGAGACCUCGAGCGCAUCUAGGGAAUAUUAGCCGUAAUAAAUUUAUCCAUGGCGCGGAGUGCAGUUGCAUUUACAGGGUAAAUAUUUCACCGGAAUCGUUGCGUAUCACAGCGAAGAAACAGAUGCCGAGGAUUUAACGGGUGCAACUUGGUGCCAGUUGUAUACGAGGAGCAGACGAUUUUGUAAAAUUCGUCCAACGCUCGCGUGCCGUGCGAGCGUCAUUCGUUGUCGAAAUAAACGAAAUCUUUGUUACAAGA